This is a messenger RNA of Tachyglossus aculeatus (Australian echidna), 1399 nucleotides long. RefSeq names its product thymidylate synthetase (gene TYMS). The record is from RefSeq and is a predicted model, not a curated record. The transcript is spliced from 7 exons. Gene Ontology annotation, biological process: dTMP biosynthetic process. Lineage: Eukaryota; Metazoa; Chordata; Mammalia; Monotremata; Tachyglossidae. Bases 80 to 961 code for a protein of 293 amino acids. Gene Ontology annotation, cellular component: cytosol; mitochondrion. Gene Ontology annotation, molecular function: thymidylate synthase activity.
UCCCGCCUAAAAAAAGGCGCCUCCCUCAGCCCUGGCCCCCUCAGCCGUGGCCUUCUGCUAAAGCUGCUGGCCCUGCACCAUGCCCACCGACCGUCCACCCCACGGGGAAUGGCAGUACCUGGGCCAGGUGCAGCACCUCCUCCAGGAUGGCUGCAAGAAGGAGGACCGAACCGGCACCGGCACCCUGUCCGUCUUCGGCCUGCAAGCGCGCUACAGCCUCAGGGAUCAGUUUCCUUUGCUGACGACCAAACGGAUGUUCUGGAAGGGAGUACUGGAGGAGCUGCUCUGGUUUAUCAAGGGCUCCACAAAUGCCAAAGAACUCUCUGCGAAGGGAGUGAGGAUCUGGGAUGCCAAUGGGUCUCGGGACUUCCUGGAUAAGCAUGGCUUUACCUCCAGAGAGGAAGGAGACUUGGGACCAGUUUAUGGCUUUCAGUGGAGGCAUUUUGGUGCCGAAUACAAGGAGAUGAACACAGAUUAUGCCGGCCAAGGAGUUGACCAGUUGCAAAAAGUCAUCGACACAAUCAAAGCCAACCCUGACGAUCGAAGAAUCAUUAUGUGUGCGUGGAAUCCUAAAGAUAUCCCUCUGAUGGCUCUGCCCCCUUGCCAUGCUCUCUGCCAGUUCUAUGUGUUGAACGGUGAGCUCUCUUGCCAGCUGUACCAGAGGUCAGGAGACAUGGGCCUUGGAGUGCCCUUUAACAUUGCCAGUUACUCAUUACUCACAUAUAUGAUCGCACAUGUCACGGGCCUGAAGCCUGGUGACUUUGUUCAUACUUUGGGAGAUGCUCACGUAUACCUGAAUCAUAUUGAAGCGCUGGAACUUCAACUUCAGAGGGAGCCCCGACCUUUUCCCAAGCUCAAGAUUCUUCGGCAAGUUGAAACCAUCGAUGACUUCAAAGCCGAAGACUUCCUGAUUGAAGACUACAAUCCCCAUCCAGCUAUUAAGAUGGAGAUGGCGGUCUAAGACCCCCCUUUGUGGCCUAUUUUCAGGGGGUCCCUGUAGCAAUCCCUCUGGAUGCUUGUUGGAAAGGUGAUUUGUUUUCCGGAGCCUGUGUUUAGAUGGAAAUGAACUAGAUUUAAAGUCCUUGGAACUUCUCUGGUAGAGGAGUUUUGCUUCUAGCAGAAUUAGCCAUGGGUACAGUAAAUAGAGCACAGCCAGAUAGCUUUCUUUACUGAGGAAUGUUCACUGUAGUUUGUUGGUCUUUCUGAGUGCUGAAGGGAUGAGAUGUGAACAUCAACUUUUGUUCAGUUCCAGGACUUAAACUGCUAAGCUUAAAACGUGUACGAAAUUACUUCACAUCUGUUUGAAUAAGGUUAGUCACUCCUUUUUACUCGCUGUACAGAGACACUAGAGUUUGCAAUCUUUCUUGUCUAAUGCUGAAUUUAUUAAAAGGUUAACUUG